Balearica regulorum gibbericeps (East African grey crowned-crane) is the source of this 1287-nucleotide messenger RNA. Lineage: Eukaryota; Metazoa; Chordata; Aves; Gruiformes; Gruidae. The record is from RefSeq and is a predicted model, not a curated record.
GUCUAACAAGAAGCCUAAGCAUAACUUCACUUGACCAAUCAACGUUUGAAAAAGCACAAGGAGAGAAAGUUACGUUGCCAUGUACUUUUGUACUCUCAGAAGAAGAUGAAGGCCCACUAGAUAUUGAGUGGGUAUUGAUACCAGCAGAUAAUCAAAAGAAGGAACAAAUAAUAAUUAUGUAUGCUGUAGACAGGAUUUAUAAUCAUUAUUAUGCUGCUAUGACUGAACGGAUGCAGUUUACUAAUCCUGAUCCCAGAUCUGGUGAUGGUUCGUUGGAUAUCCUGAAUUUAAAGUCAGCAGACACUGGCACAUACCAGUGCAAAGUGAAGAAGGCUCCUGGAGUUCAAAGCCAAAAAAUACAGUUGACUGUCCUUGUAAGGCCAGCAAGAACUAAAUGUUCCAUUGAAGGAUCACAGGAGAUUGGAAAAGACGUUACCUUGAAGUGUGCAUCGCAAGAAGGAUCCCCGCUUUUGUCUUAUGACUGGAGAAGAGUAUCUGGGACACAGGAACUACCUGCCACUUCCAUGCUGAAUAAAAAUACAGGGGAACUUCUCUUGAAAAAUGCCUCUCAAGACUAUUCUGGCACAUAUAGUUGCAUUGCUUCGAACAGAGUUGGCACGGAUGAAUGUUCUGUUGAGCUGAAUGUCACCCCUCCUAUAAAUACAGCUGCUAUAAUUGCUGGAGCUGUUAUAGGAACUCUGCUGGGUCUUUCUGUACUGGCUUUUCUUGUCUUCUGUUACUGUAAGAAACAGAGAGAGAAGAAAUAUGAGAAAGAAGUACAUCACGAUAUCAGAGAAGAUGUUCCACCUCCAAAAAGUCGCAGUUCAACAGCCCGCAGCUACAUGGGGAGCAAUCGUUCUUCUCUGGGUUCGAUGUCUCCCUCAAAUAUGGAAGGAUAUACCAAAACUCCAUAUAGCCAAGUCCCAAGUGAAGACUUUGAACGUGCUCCUGGUCAAAACCCAACCUUUGCACCUUCAAAGGUAGCUGCACCUAAUUUAAGUAGAAUGGGAGCUGUUCCUGUGAUGAUUCCAGCACAAAGCAAAGAUGGGUCCAUAGUAUAAAAUAUUAUUAAUUUAAAUGCUGUUUUUUAAGUGUUCAUUGUAAGUAUUAGAGAAAACUACCAUGUUCCAUCCCUCAUUUAAACAAUGGCAUGCAAUUUUCCUUGAAGAAAAUGAACAAGUUAGUUUGAAAAGCCACCAAUUCUCAUUUUUAAUUUUAAACUUACUAGUAUAUGACAGUUGAACUAUUUGCUAAAAGCAUUGAUGUUCCUAAAUAAAUAUCGGACAC